AUUAGACUACAAGUCUUCUGGUGACAGUUCUGAGCGCCGUGGUUGGAAUUCGAUAGCUUCCGGAUUCGACUCCAGAGUCACUUUGUCGUGCAUCGUGCACCAUUCAUCCACUGUCAGAUCUCUUCCGCUAUGAACAUAAUGUCCGCCGCUCUCGGCCAUUACGGGCAGAUGGAGAGGGAAAAUCUUCAAAAUAGUCACCCUGCGCAUGAUUAUAGACGUGGUAAAUGUAGAUGCAAUAGAGUCGGUGUCGGCAGAAGCUGGUGUGCUCGUGGUAUUCAUCUCUAUAAGUAAGGAUCUCAAAACACCUUCAUCGACGUUUCUCUCUCAUGGCAACGGUCCAUCUAUCACCCGGAGUUUUCCUCUGUCUCCGUUCCUCCCCGCUCUUUAUUGUCUUAUUUUCUGUCUUCUGGAUCCUUCGCCGUGUUCUCGGGCAGAGGAUUGACUCAGUGUCUUCGUCGUGGCCUAUCCUUGUAGCACCUUGGGUCGGGUUGUUGAUCGUUUCCCUUGGUCGCAAUUACUUCAUAAGCAGGGCUGUGACCAGGCAUGUCGCUGAAAGGGGUGCCAUCAUCCCGCCCAGUAUACAGGAGAACAGGAUCUCUGUCUCGCGGCGCCUAGUGCACGGUUUUGAAAUAGGGUGUCCUCUUGAUAUUAUCCAUGCGUGGAGCGAAGAGUACGGGUAUACCUACUCAUAUACCUCUAUCUUGGACAAAUCAGUCGUUACAAUGGAGCCAGAGCACCUCAAGGCGAUCCUGUCGACUCAACACCACGACUUUCCCAAAGGAGAUGAUUUCUUUUCUAUGACAGAAUCUUUAUUGGGUACCGGCAUCUUCAAUUCAGAUGGUGAUAUCUGGAAAUCUCGUCGUGCGAUGUUGCGGCCACUCUUCAACAAAGAACGUAUCUCUGACCUGGAUAUCUUUGAGAGGCAUACUAGUAGCGCCCUCACGCAAAUUGAAAAAAGACUGAGAGAGGGAUAUCCCGUAGAUGUACAGGAUGCUGCGGCUCGUUUCACGAUAGAUACAGCUACUGAGCAUCUAUGUGGAAAGGAUGUUGGUUCGACAUCCGCGCAGUUUCCUUACCCGCCCGGAUCUCAGCAGAAGAUUUCUCUCCCGCUCGACAAUCAUCCGUCAGAUAGCUUUCUCAGAGCAUCUUCAGAAGCACAGAGACAACUUCUCCUUCGCGUCUUGAUGGGACCCUACUGGCCGCUUCGUGAAUUCUUUACAGACAAGUUAAAACCCCUACGCAAAGUGAUCAAUGAGUUUUUUGAACCUUUGCUUGUGGACACGCUCGAGCGAAAGAGUAGGGGGACAAAUGCGCCUAACGUGGAGAAAGAUGAAAAGGAGUUUGUGUCCCUGCUUGACCGGCUUGUACAGAGUACCAACGACAAGAAAUCCAUCCAAGAUGGCUUGGUGGAUAUUCUGAUUGCCGGAAGAGACACUACCGCUUCGCUCAUCACGUUCGCAGUAUAUAUGAUGUGCGAACAUCCGGAAAUGGUUUCUCGCCUGCGUUCUGAGGUUAUCGCGAAAGUGGGUGCUAGAAAGCCUACCAGUGACGACAUUCGUGAUAUGAAGUAUCUACGCGCGUUUCUAAAUGAGACCUUACGACUGUAUCCGCCUGUUAUGUCAAACAUUCGCACAACGGAGGUCGCAACUACUCUUCCAAAUAAGGGAGGCGCGCCGUAUUACAUUCCAGAAGGUUCGAGGGUGAUGUUUAUUCACUUCCUUAUGCAUAGACGUACUGAUCUAUGGGGACCGGAUGCUCUCGAAUUUGAUCCCGAUCGUUUCCUCGACGAACGCCUGGGCAAGUAUUUGACUCCGAAUCCAUCCAUAUUCCUCCCUUUUAGCGUGGGACCAAGAAUAUGCAUGGGCCAGCAGUUCGCUUAUAACGAGGCGUCGUACUUCCUGAUUCGACUCCUGCAAAAAUACUUGUCUUUCAGUCUCGUCCUGGACGCUCAAGCAGCUAAGAAGAGUCCGCCAAAUAUUGGACCUGCGAAGACCGCUGCACCUAUGGGUGGGGAUAAGAUUGCAUUUACGCCUUUUACCGCAAUAUUGAGUGUAAAGGAUGGUCUUUGGGUGAGGAUGGAAGAAUCGAUCGAAUGAGAUGUGUUAAAUCGAUCUCAGCUGGUCUCUGAUAACAUUAUUGUCCCUUUCACCAGGCUUUAGUACCUUCU
Molecule: messenger RNA, 2167 nt
Organism: Desarmillaria tabescens
Lineage: Eukaryota; Fungi; Basidiomycota; Agaricomycetes; Agaricales; Physalacriaceae
Product: cytochrome P450
Exons: 18
Coding region: 327-2096 (589 amino acids)
Molecular function (GO): heme binding; oxidoreductase activity, acting on paired donors, with incorporation or reduction of molecular oxygen; monooxygenase activity
Source: RefSeq, a predicted model, not a curated record